AUGGCAUUUCAAUUAGAUAACAGAAUAUCUUCUUUAAUAAAAUAUAGUAAUCACGUUAAUCAUAGAUGUUUUUUUGUAUUAAUCGGAGAAAAUACUAAAAAUUUUAUACCGACAAUAUAUAACUUGUUAUCAACAAAUUCAACAAAGUCUGUUGAAUCUAUUAUAUGGUGUCACAAAAAUGAUGCAAUAGUCAAGGAAGUUAAACAAUCACAAAACGAAGAAGAUGAAAAUAAACUAAAAGACUUUUUUAAAUCACAAGAUAUACAAUUUAUAAGUUACAAUGAAGGAGAUAAGAUAUUGGGACAAACAGUUGAUUUAUUAAUAUUACAGGAUUUUGAAUCUUUAACUCCAAAUUUAAUAGCUUUAAGUGUAGAAACCGUAAGAGGGGGUGGUAUUAUUGUGCUUUUACUUGAUAAUGUCGCUUCUAUUGACCUUAUGAUAAAUACAAAAUCUUCUUUUUUAUUAGAAGACGAUUUUGUUCCUCGAUACAAUAAGCGUCUUUUUAGAUCAUUAAUUAAUACUAGCUUUACGAUCUUUCUUAAUAACACAUUUCAAGUUAUGCCUAUAACUAGAUUUAACUUAGAAAGUAUUAACUUUACCAAAAAAGUGAUUUCAAAAGUUGAAGAAGAUGUAAAUGUACUACUAGACACCAAUGAAAUCUUAAUAAAUAUGGCCAAAACAAUGGAUCAGACUGAAGUUUUGAAAGAGUUUAUGAAUGCUGUCAAGGAUAGAACCGAAAGAACAAUUUUUUCUCUACAAGCUGGGCGUGGUAGAGGUAAAUCUGUAGCACUGGGACUUGCAAUUGCAAAAGCUGUGGAACUAAAGUAUUCUUCUAUUUAUAUAUCAUCUCCUGCCUUAGAAAAUAUUAAAAUGUUAUUUACUUUUUUAAUUAAAGGGUUGGAGGCGUUAGGAUAUAAGAAGUAUGAAGACUUUAAGAUUGUUUAUUCAUUUAAAUCGAAAAAGCGUCUAGUUCAGAGAAUUGAAGUUUUAAGAAAUAUGAAACAAACGAUCGAAUAUUUCAAUCCUUUUGAUGAGUUGAAAUAUCAUCCUGAUAUGUUUGUUAUUGACGAAGCCGCUGCGAUUCCAUUGCCUCUACUGAAAAAAUUACUAUUUCCUAAUUUAAUUUUUAUGGCGACUACUAGUAGUGGCUAUGAAGGGACGGGCAGAGCUUUUUCGACUAAAAUGAGCGAAUACUUACACGAACAGUCUAAUUCGGAUAAUCCUUUUUCUUACAAAGAACUUUUUAUGAAUGCAAGUAUACGUUAUGGAAAUAACGAUCCUGUUGAAAAAUGGCUUAACAAUACAUUAUUAUUAAAUAUUGACAUUAAGAAAAUUAAUAAAUGCCCUGUACCUUCUAGUUGUGGUCUAUACUAUGUAGAUAAGGAUGUUUUGUUUAGUGGAAAUUCUCAUAGUGAAAAAAUUUUAAACGACAUUUUUAGUAUUUUUAUUGCAUCUCACUACAAAAACAGUCCUAAUGAUAUUCAAAUAUUAGCGGAUUCUCCCAGUCAUGAGAUAUUUACACUAGUUACACCAUCAAAUGAAAAAGAUGAAUCUUUGCCGAGGAUUUUGUGCGCCAUUCAUGUUUCUUUUGAGGGCCGUUGCGAGAAAGGCUUACUAAAAAAAGGAAAUUUGAUUCCGUGGAUUGUUUCGGAAGCAAAUUUUGACAUAGAAUUUAUAAAAUAUUUAGGUAUGCGAGUUGUAAGGAUAGCUGUUCAUCCUGACUAUAUGUCAAUGGGGUAUGGUUCUCGUGCUUUAGAUUUGCUUGUUAAUUGGAUGAAAGAAAACCAGCAUUCUUUAUUAACUCGUUUGAGGAAACCCUUGAACGAAAAUAAUAUUUUAUUUUAUGAGUCAAGUGAUAUAUUAUUACCUAAAAUUUCUUGGAUCGGAACUUCUUUUGGUGUUACAAGCCGAUUAAUGAAUUUUUGGAAAAAACAUGAUCUUAUACCGAUUUGUAUUAAACAAACAGUUAGUUAUAUUACAGGAGAAAACACAAUUAUACUUAUGAAAUCAUUGGAUUUACGGCUUGAACUAACUUUUAAAAAAUAUUACAAAAAUUUUAAAACUAGAUUCAUUGGACAAAUGGCUUAUAGCUUCAAACAUUUUAAUUCUUCUCUAUGUAUUUUAUUAUUAUUUAACAGGAUGUACAAAGAAGUUGAAGAAACAAUAUUGUUUUCUAAUGAAGAUAAAGAUAGAAUACAAAGAUAUUGUAGUGGAACUGCCGACCUAUUACAAAUUAUUGAUUUAUUACCUUUAAUUGCAAGGAAAUAUUUUAAUGAACAGUUAGAAUCAUCUCUUAGUAUUUUACAACAAAGUGUAUUAUUAAUGAUCGGGUGUCAACAUAAAUCUAUAGAUGAUGUAUGUAAUAUUUUUAAGUUAAAGAUUUAUGAGGUUAAUACAAUUUUGAUGAAAAUAUUGAAUAUUUUAAAAGAUGACUUAAUUAAAAAACAAUUUUAUUUUUGUUUGUUUAUGAAAAAAAGAUUAACUUUUAUAAACCCACAUUUAUUCUACUUUAUACAAAAUUUAGAUUUAACUUUUUAA
This is a messenger RNA of Vairimorpha ceranae, 2538 nucleotides long. Its product is annotated as n-acetyltransferase 10. The transcript has a single exon. The record is from RefSeq and is a predicted model, not a curated record. Gene Ontology annotation, cellular component: nucleolus; 90S preribosome. The coding region runs from base 1 to 2538 and encodes 845 amino acids. Gene Ontology annotation, biological process: rRNA acetylation involved in maturation of SSU-rRNA. NCBI's taxonomy places the organism in Eukaryota, Fungi, Microsporidia, Nosematidae. Gene Ontology annotation, molecular function: 18S rRNA cytidine N-acetyltransferase activity; tRNA binding.